Molecule: messenger RNA, 3357 nt
Organism: Oryzias melastigma (Indian medaka)
Lineage: Eukaryota; Metazoa; Chordata; Actinopteri; Beloniformes; Adrianichthyidae
Gene: golim4a
Product: golgi integral membrane protein 4a
Exons: 16
Coding region: 413-2479 (688 amino acids)
Cellular component (GO): Golgi apparatus; Golgi membrane
Source: RefSeq, a predicted model, not a curated record
UCCUAGUCGGUUGUGAUUGGUCGACAAUCUGCAGUUACUCGGCUGACACGUAACUAAGAUUAAAGGUGCAAUGGAGGCCUCGUCCUGACUGGAGUUUGUAACUUCUGAACGAGCUCGAAUUCGUCGAAAGCCCCCGGUUCUGGACGGGAGGAUAGGAAGGCUUUCGGUUUGUUUUGGAUGUUUUAAACGACAAAACGGAGCGGGAGCUUGACUUGAAGCGGGGCGAAAGUCUGAGCGGCGGCUUUGAAGUUAAAAUAAUGCACACCCGGACAAUCCCUCGCGCCUCAGUCGUACAGUCUUAGUAGAAUGGUUGGGAAGUGAGGGGCUGGGGGGUUAAAAGUUGAGGUGUAAGUUUCCAGCAGCAGCGACGGGACUCUCUGGCGUAGACGGUGGGGGGGCGCGAGGGUCCAACAUGGGAAACGGGGUGUGCUCCCGGAGGCAGCGGAGGAUCUUCCAGUGCCUCGUCCUGGUCACCGUGGUCGGCGGAAUGAUGUACGGGGGGAUGAUGUCGUUCGAGAUGCACAAGCAGCUGCAGAGGACCGAAGCGAUGGCAGUGAAGUAUCAGCAGCAUCAGGAGUCUCUCUCGGCUCAGCUCCAAGUGGUCUACGAGCAUCGCUCUCGCUUGGAGAAGUCUCUUCAGAAGGAAAGGUUGGAGCACAAAAAGGCCAAAGAAGAUUUUCUGGUUUAUAAGGUUGAGGCUCAACAAUCCCUAAACAAGGAGAAACAAGAGGCCAACAGCAAGUUAAACUCCUUACAAGCUCAACAUCAAAUACUGAAGAAUCAGCACGAGGAGCUGAAGAGGCAGUACUACGAACUGCACGAGCAGCACCAGCUGCAGGGCGAGGACCACAGCCGGCUGCUGGGUGAGCACAAGGAGCGCUUCGAUAAGCUGCAGAGAGCCAAAGAAGUGGAAGUCUCGCAGCUCAAAGAGAGCGUGUAUAACUUAAGAGAAGAGAAUAAACAGCUGAGGAAAGCUCACCAUGACAUCCACACCCAGCUACAGGACACACAGGUCCAGCAUCUGGACCUGAAGGCGGCCCACGAGCAGCUCAGGAUGACUCUGGAGGACCACAAGAGCGCGCUGUCUGCAGCUCAGGCGCAGGUGAAUGCAUACAGACAGCAGAAGGAGUCUUUGGACAGGAGGUCCAGUACAGCUCAGUCUGGUCCAAACCCGACUCAUCAGCAGCUACAAGCGGUCGUCGCUACACAAGAGCCCGAUGCUCAUGAAAACCAGCCGGCAGCCAUACUGGAACAGUCGCAUAAGGAGGGGCGUGUUCAGGAAGAACCCCAUGCUCACCAGGACACGGAGUCACGGGUGGGACAUCAGGCGGAUGCAGGUCUCCAGUCUGAGGUCGUCUCCCAGCACGCCGUUUCAGAGAGGGAGGAGGACGGCGAGGGAGAGGCAGAGCGGAGGAGGGAGCUGGCAGAGGAGGAGAUGGCCCAAGCAGGAAAACCGGAGAAGCUGGAGGAAGACCUGGACCAACCCCAGCCUGAGCAUCUGGAAGAGGAGGAGGAGGUGGAGGAAGAGGAGAAGCCCGACGAGAAUGCUCUGGACCGACAGAAACGUCAGCCGCAGCUGGUUGGGAAUGCGAAGUCCCCCUACGAGCAGCAGCAGGAGCAGCAGCGCAUGGAGGUGCUGAGGGCGGAGGAGCGCAGGCAGAUCCAGAGGCGACAGCAGGCCCUGCAGGCCCACAGAGAUCAAGUGCUGAGGGAAAGGGAGCAGCGGCUUAAGGAGGAGAAGGAAAGAGAGGAGCAGCACCACAGGGAGGCUGACAGACGGGAGCAGCUGCUGAAGGAGGAGCAGCAGAGGAGGAGGAUGGAGUACGAGAACGUGGACAAUGAUAUUGUUCAGGGAGAAGAAGACCAUAAGGCUAAUGAUGUGGAAGAGAGAGAUGCUGUGUUAACCGAGGAAGAGGAGAAACAGGAAGUGGAUCGCAGGAUGCAACCACAUCAGAAUGCUGUUGAUGGUGAGGUGGACCCGGAGGACGACCCCAACAACCAGGGAGAGGAUGAGUUUGAGGAGGCAGAGGACGAGCGGAGGCCACACAGGGCUGCGGAGGAGGAAGAGGAGGGGGGGGUGGAGGAGGAAGAGGAGCCGGCAGCGCCAGCUCAGCAGAUCCCACAGCGUCCUGAACAACCUGCUGCUGACGAAGAACUGGUGAUUGCUGGAAACCCAGAUCAACAGGAAGACACCCUGGAUGAUCAGUACCAGGAAGAAGCAGAAGAUGAGGCUCAGGAAGACGCAGCUGGAGAGAAAAAAAGAGAGGAAGGGGGGGAUGGGGGUGAAGAGGAAGGGGAGGAUCCUUAUAAUGAAGAGAACAUAGAACAGGAUGACAUAAAGCACCAAGAAGGGCCCAGAAGGGAGGAAAACCACCCAAACGGAGCAAAAGAGAAUGAGGAGGAGCAUUACGAGGAGGAGGAGGAGGGAGUGGAGGAGGACGGUGCCGCUCCCAACAGGAGCCGGAGAGCAGAGAUGUAGGAGGAGCAGAACCUUCAGCUGCAGUGCCUUUCUGAAGCCCGCCCGCCUCACUCUUCCACUAGCUUCCAGAAGAACCUGCCGAUCAAUCAGAGUUCCUCUUUGGAAAACUGGGAGAAUAAAUGCAAACACUGUACUCUGUGAGAAGGACUGGAUUUGCAGCGCGUAGCCUGCACUUAUACUGUAUAUUUUUAGUCGUAGCUUUUUUAUCUGCUUUUUUUUACCUGUUCACACAUCUGCCUGAUUAAGUGCCUCACAGCGUAUGUUUUAUCAUUGUGAUGUUUUAGUGAAAUGACAGCAAAGAUAAAUUAUAUUAUCCGUUUAUUGUCUUCUCGUUCAGACUUCUGUUAUUUUUCAUGCAGACGGCCAUGUUUUUGAGCAGGAAUUCAAACUCCAGUCGUGACAUUUAGUUAUUUAUUGCUGCCGACAGCUUUGACAAUCAGAAAGCUGUAGCCUUUAGAGGUUCUCUUCCCUUACAGAAGUGGCUUUUACCUGUUUCUAGAGUUUGGUAUGCAGGAAAACGGAUAUUUCUGCAAAUCCCAAUUAAAGAAACGUCUGGUGAAGGUUCUUCAAUGCCCGGUAUCACCGUGACUUGUGCCUUUCCACUUUUGGAUCUCUUUUUUUUUUGUCAAUCUACACUUUAGAGAAGCAUUUAUAUCUGAAGAGCUUUGAGCUGGCAAAAAUGGUGAAGAUUGCAAGUCCAGAGCUGGUUUGAAGACACUAAUGUAAAGCAGCUUCCUCAGUCUUCUGUCCAAUGUAAAAUAAAAUAUUUGUAAAAUUUGUACACCAGCAAUAUUUAAUGCAAAAGGAGGGACUUUGAGUGUAUUGAUUCAUGCUUUUGUGGAUGAAAUGGAAUAAAAGGUUGAAUGGUUUUAAGAGAA